Messenger RNA from Ricinus communis (castor bean), 1902 nucleotides. RefSeq names its product mevalonate kinase. Bases 225 to 1421 code for a protein of 398 amino acids. Gene Ontology annotation, molecular function: mevalonate kinase activity; ATP binding. Lineage: Eukaryota; Viridiplantae; Streptophyta; Magnoliopsida; Malpighiales; Euphorbiaceae. The record is from RefSeq and is a predicted model, not a curated record. The transcript is spliced from 7 exons. Gene Ontology annotation, biological process: isoprenoid biosynthetic process. Gene Ontology annotation, cellular component: cytoplasm.
UAUUUUGCCAAUUAUAUUUGCAAUAUUUAUGCAAUUACGUUCUGCUUUUUGUUUUCUCCGCCAUAAUAAUUGAGUUCCUGUCUAUUGCCUGCUCUUUCUAGUGACUUUCUUUCUUUAAAUUUCAUUCCUUGAUGCCUUAUAAAUCUCUCAAUGUACUAAAGCUUCCAUCUUUUCUAACAACCCGAUAAAUUAUUUCUUGAAAUUGGGAAUUGAGAACCAAAACAAUGGAAGUGAAAGCAAGAGCACCAGGGAAAGUAAUUCUCUCCGGUGAACAUGCGGUGGUGCACGGAUCCACUGCGGUUGCUGCAUCCAUUGAUCUCUACACUUAUGUCUCCCUUUCCUUUCCCUCUUCUGGGAAUGAUGACACGCUGAAACUUCAGCUCAAGGAUCUGGCUCUAGACUUUUCAUGGCCAAUUGCUAGAAUCAAAGAAGCAUUACCUAAUUUAGGUGUUCCUUCCUCUUCAACCCCCACCUCUUGCUCAAUAGAGUUAAUUAAGUCAAUGUCAGCUUUGGUUGAGGAACAAAACUUUCCGGAGGCAAAAAUUGGACUUGCUUCUGGAGCGUCAGCCUUUUUGUGGUUAUAUACUUCUAUCCAAGGAUUUAAACCUGCCACUGUGAUUGUCACUUCUGACCUUCCACUGGGUUCAGGCUUAGGCUCAUCUGCUGCAUUUUGUGUUGCCCUUUCGGCUGCUCUUCUUGCUUUCUCGGACUCUGUAAAUCUGGACAGGGAGCAGCACGGGUGGUUAAUGUUUGGGGUACCUGAACUUGAAUUAUUAAACAAAUGGGCUUUUGAAGGUGAAAAGAUAAUUCAUGGAAAGCCAUCUGGCAUAGACAAUACCAUCAGCACAUAUGGCAACAUGAUCAAAUUCAGGUCAGGUAAUCUGACUCGCAUGAACUCUAGCAUGCCACUUAAAAUGCUUAUUACUAACACAAGGGUUGGUAGGAAUACAAAAGCACUGGUUGCUGGGGUUUCAGAGAGAACCUUAAGGCACCCUAAUGCCAUGAGUUUUGUUUUUAAUGCUGUUGAUUCGAUCAGUAAUGAACUGGCUAAGAUCAUCCAGUCUCCUGCUCCGGAUGAGCUAUCUAUAACUGAGAAGGAAGAGAAGCUAGAAGAGUUGAUGGAAAUGAAUCAAGGUUUACUCCAAUGCAUGGGGGUUAGCCAUGCUUCUAUAGAAACUGUUCUUCGAAUAACAUUGAAGUAUAAGUUGGCUUCCAAGUUAACUGGAGCAGGGGGUGGGGGUUGUGUGCUGACACUAUUACCAACCUUGCUAUCAGGAACCAUUGUGGAUAAAGUAAUUGCUGAACUGGAGUUCUGUGGAUUUCAUUGCUUGGUUGCUGGAAUCGGUGGCAAUGGUGUUAAGAUUUGCUUUGCUGAUAGCAAUCCUGCACAAAGACGAAACACUAACCUAAUGUUCAUAUAGCUUCUUGAAAUAAGCAGCUUUCAGAAAAUCUUUGGUGAAAUAAAGUCUUCUCAUCCAUAAAAGAGUACGUCAUUGCCAUAAAAGGAUGAAGAAAGAGAAUGAAGAUUCUUGAAUCUUGUACCUUAUGAAGAGUAUAACUGGAGUUGACCAACAAUCGGAAUCAGGGGCAGAGAGGAGACCAAAUGCCCUGCCAACAUCUUUAGCUACAGAGAGAUUAUUAACCUUGAAGCGCGUAACACCCAUGAGAGAUUUUAGAGCUUCUGGGUAGUUGGAAAAUCUGGAAUUAUUACCAUAGUUUUCUUGUUUUCAGAUUGCAGUGAGAAGUCCUAGCCAUUUUCCUGCAGAAGAUGGAGGAGGUAACAAUGCAUACAGAAUAUAAUCUAGGGGAAAUGAAAAAGAAUUUGAAAAUGUAUUUGCUUUGAGUUUGAACUUUGUUUGAGGAUUGAAUAAGCUAUUUAUAGUCUUUGUUUCUUAGCUUUCA